This is a messenger RNA of Ostertagia ostertagi, 1506 nucleotides long. Lineage: Eukaryota; Metazoa; Nematoda; Chromadorea; Rhabditida; Trichostrongylidae. The record is from the annotation of a GenBank genome assembly.
AUGCUGGCCACGGUCGUGAUGGCCAUCGGCGCCUUGGUGGCGCUGCUGGCUGCCUAUUUGCAGGCACGGCACAACGACGUGGUGGCCGCCCGCGCCUUCGAUGAACUCGCGGAGCGCACGGUCGAGCAGAUCCGGGCCCGCAUGCUGCGCUACGACGCCGGGCUGCACGGCCUGCGGGGCGCGGUGCUGGCCGCCGGCGGACGGUCCCUGCGCAACGAGCAAUUGCAGGCCUACGCCGACAGUCGCGACAUGCGCCGAGAGUUUCCUGGCGCCCGGGGCUUCGGCGUCAUCUGGCGCUCGCACAACCAGGAACGCAAGGUCAUCUCCUUCAUCGAGCCGGCCGCGAGCAACCAGAACGCCUUCGGCCUCGACAUCGCGUCCGAACCGUCGCGCAAUGCGGCCGCGGUGGCCUCGUCGCGCAGCGGUGAAGCCACGCUGACCGCGCCGAUCACGUUGGUCCAGGCCACCGGCCAACAGAAGCGCGGUCUCCUGUUGAUGCUGCCGAUCUACCAGACACGGGCGCGACUGGAAACGCCCGCGGACCGUGACGACGCCACGAUCGGCUGGACCUACGCCCCGCUCGUCAUCGACGACGUGCUGAAUGGCCUGGAAGGCGAAGGCCAGCGAUUCCACCUGCAACUGUUCACGCCGGCUGACCCGAGCGGCCGCAGCCAGCAGUUCUACGGCAACGCCCUCAUGCAGGCGCGGGAAGAACAGCUGCCGAUGGCGGAGCGCAGCGUCGAUGUCCAGGGCCAGCGCUGGGAUGCCCGUCUGAUCGCCACGCCCGAAUUCAUCGCAUCGCUCAACCCCACCGAACCGCGGCGCGUCGCCGUGACCAUCGGGAUGCUGUCGGUGCUGCUCAGCGCCGUGGCCUUCCUGCUCGCCGUAGGGCGGGCCCGCUCGCAGCGCGAAAGCCUGGAAGUCGCCCGCCGCGCAGCCAUCGUCGAAGGCUCGCAGGACGCCAUCAUCGGCGCGACGCUCGAUGGCGUGAUCACCGAGUGGAACAGCAGCGCCGAGCGCCUGUUCGGCUACCCGGCGCAUCACGCCCUGGGACGCAGCGUGGAAGAACUGCUGCUGCCCGCCGACCGGCAGGCCGAAGACGAAUUCGUGCGCGCCACGAUUGCCAGCGGCCACCGGCUCCAGCCCUUCGAGACGCUGCGCCGGCACCAGGACGGCUCGCUGAUCGCCGUGGCCCUGACGGCCGGCCCCAUCCUGGACGACAAGGGCCAAUGCGUCGGCAUGGCCAAGACGCUCCGGGACGUCCGCGAGGCCCAGCGUGCGCGUGCGGAACUGGAUGAGCUCAAUGCGAGCCUGGAGGCCCAGGUCGCGAGCCGCACCGCCGCCCUCGUCACGGCGCUUCGCGACAACACCGCGCUGCUGCAGACGCUGAACCGAUUUGCGAUCGUCGCCGUCACCGAUCCGUCCGGGCUCAUCCGGGAAGUCAAUGAGCCGUUCUGCCGGAUCUCGGGCUAUGAAUCGCAGGAGCUCGUCGGCGGCACGCACCAU